Messenger RNA from Melampsora larici-populina 98AG31, 774 nucleotides. RefSeq lists its product as uncharacterized. Bases 1 to 774 code for a protein of 257 amino acids. The record is from RefSeq and is a predicted model, not a curated record. NCBI's taxonomy places the organism in Eukaryota, Fungi, Basidiomycota, Pucciniomycetes, Pucciniales, Melampsoraceae. The transcript has 4 exons.
AUGCGUAUUAACUAUGGUUUCGUUGCCGCUUCCAUGGCUCUUUUGUUUGUCUUGGAUUUCACCAACACCAACUCCGUCUCUGCAUCCUCUGCAGCUGAAGGAAGUCGCCUUACAAGAGUGAUUCGUCGUCGAUCUUUGAGUACUAGCUCCGUAGGCGAUAAUGAAGACUCUACCCAGGUUGCACCGUCAGAUAUACGUUCGGGCGCUCCUCUAUUAGGACUCUCUUCUGCUAUGAUGCAAAGAAUCUCAGUUGGUCUUGUUAGCACGAUUGCCAAAUAUUCAGAUGAUAUGGAAUCAGGAGUCGAAUUUCCAACUCAAGAAGAAAUGACACAAGCCGUCGAUCAAGCACUUUUAACUUCAGAUUAUACAAAUUUUUCUAAAGUUGCUCAGGCUAUUAAGAACUCUAUCGAUGGACUUGCUGAUCGUAAAGUGGCUGAAAGUGAAACUGGAAAGAGUCGUGCAUCCAAGGUCUCGAAAAACGUCAUAUCCAACCCAGCUGCUGCAUCAUCUGCCGACCAAAUCGCGACUGCUUUAUUAGACACGAUUCAUAUGUUCUGUGAACAAAAACUUGCGGGUGGUCGAUUACCAAACGCAUCUGAAGUUAACCAAGCAUUAACACCAGCUUUCCAAGAUAUAGACUUUGGUAAUGUUAAGAAAAGUACACGGGCUGUUAAGUUUGGUUUAGAUCAGAUGGGGCCUAGCAAAAACUCUGACGUUCACGUAGGACCUGUUAUUACUCAAACUAUUGUACCGGUCAGCUCGAGUAAAGCUUGA